AUGCUGUUGGACGGCAGGGCAGAUGUUAAUACGUUAAAUGAUGAAGGCAUGUCUGCUCUGGCUGUCUGUCAUUACACUCUGCUACCCACUUCAGUCUUUACAUGAGAACAUCAGCCCAGAGCCACAGAUCAAGCUUUUGGAACAUGUCUCCCACGAAUCCUCUCCGGAUCCAAUGACAGGAACACCCAAAGAUGAAAGUGGCCAAGAGACGUUUGAGACACCAAGAGAAAUCAACCAAACUGACCAAAGUCUUGAACCAGAGAACCUAAAUAACUUGGAGAAACUUGAAGAUCAAGAGCAAAUAAAAGAGGACACAAAUGAAGAUGAGACACUUCUUCAGCCUGACCCACCAGAGGGCCUCAACAGCUCGGAGGAACCUCAACUUCAGCAAAUUAAUCACAAUACAGACCCAAACAAGAAGGUAGUUGUUCAACUUAAACGUUUAGAAGACAGACCAGCAGAAGAACCACAUGUUAUAAAGUCAAGAUCUAUUCAAGUCUUUGAUGAUAAAAUCCCAGUGGGUUCUGUAUCGUGGAAAGAGAAGGAAGCGAAGGCAUUCGUUGACUCUGAGGAUGAGGUGACAAAUCUGGAGACUGAUGAAAACCUGGAAAGGAGCAUCAGAUCAGACGAUCCUACUUUUGAUUCUGCAUGUUCCAUAUAUUCCUGUGACAGAGGAUAUCCUGCAGAAGAGUGCUGAGAUCAUGUGCCAGACAGGAAGACACCCAGGAGACAGUCUGGAAACUUG
Molecule: messenger RNA, 745 nt
Organism: Carassius gibelio (silver crucian carp)
Lineage: Eukaryota; Metazoa; Chordata; Actinopteri; Cypriniformes; Cyprinidae
Gene: ankmy1
Product: ankyrin repeat and MYND domain containing 1
Exons: 2
Coding region: 38-697 (219 amino acids)
Source: RefSeq, a predicted model, not a curated record